Molecule: messenger RNA, 1585 nt
Organism: Canariomyces notabilis
Lineage: Eukaryota; Fungi; Ascomycota; Sordariomycetes; Sordariales; Chaetomiaceae
Product: DHH phosphoesterase
Exons: 2
Coding region: 371-1585 (404 amino acids)
Cellular component (GO): cytoplasm
Molecular function (GO): exopolyphosphatase activity
Source: RefSeq, a predicted model, not a curated record
UUGGGCUUGGGGAUAGAAACCCUGUUUUGGGUACUGCGGGGUGAAAGUGAUGAUGCAUUGCAGAUUCUCUUUACAACGGUUUGUCGGGUUGCAACGUGAUCAACUGCCUGGAUUGUGCUGGUACGGCAUCUCUCCUCCACAGAUAUCGUGGACCUGGGCUGUGGUACUGAAAGUACCCGGUUUACAACUUACAACGACCCUUCGGCCCAUUCAAUCGCCCUGUCAUACCUCAAGAUCUAGCUAGGAGCACUAACCGGCUUUUAAGCUGAGCAGAGAGUGAUAUCUGCCCACACUCAAGAAGUCGUGUCAACUCAACAUCCUAACUCUUUAUAAAGUAACGACAACUUGUAAUAGCGCCGCGGGACUUGCCAUGGCUUCCCGGAUGUCUCUAAAAUCGUUCCUAGUGACUGCAAGGCAAGCGUUGUUAGCGCCGCUUCCACAACGGCCUAAACCACUGAGCUUCGUUGUUGGCAACGAGUCUGCAGACCUCGACUCCCUGUGCUCGGCCCUCAUCCUCGCCUACUUCCGCACCCACACCCCACCUCACACCUUGCACAUUCCCUUAUGCAACCUCCCCCGGGCGGACCUUGCUCUCCGGCCUGAGCUCACCGCCGCGCUCAACCCAGCAGGCCUCCAGCCAGACGAUCUCAUCACCAUCAGUGACCUUCCCAAGGACGGGCUCGCCCCGCAAGACACGCGCUGGUUCCUAGUUGACCACAACGUCCUAACAGGCGACCUUGCCACAACCUUUUCCGACACCAGCCUCAUCGUAGGCUGCAUCGACCACCACGACGAUGAGGGUUCCAUCCCCCAAAACUUGCCCCCAGAGCAGCCCCGCGUUAUCGCCAAGUGCGGCAGCUGCAUGAGCCUAGUCCUGGAGCACUGCAGAGAGAUAUGGGACCGGCUCACGGCUGAAAACGGCGGCGGCGGCGCGGAUGCAGAACAGGAGGAGGAUGCAGCCCUCGCGCGCGUGGCGCUGGCGCCGAUCCUGAUGGACACGAGCAACCUGACGUCUAGGGACAAGACGACAGACCGGGACGUGCGUGCGGUCGAGCUGGCCGAAUCAAAACUCGGCCGCGGACCCUACGACCGGACGGCCUACUACGGCCAGCUUGCACAGCUCAAGGAGCAAAUCCAGGGCCUGUCGUACCGCGACAUCCUGCGUAAAGACUACAAGCGCUGGAGCGACGGCUCGCUUGCCCUGGGCGUCUCGUCUGUCGUGCAGGGGUUUGCUUAUCUUUUUCGCGAGAUCGGGGAUAAGGCUGAGUUUCUAGCGGCGCUGAGCUCGUGGGCGAGGGAGCAGAGGUUGGAUAUCGCGGCUGUGAUGACGACCUCGAGGCCGGAUGUGGUGUUUACGAGGGAGCUACUUGUUUGGGGGCUGAACAAGGAAGCUGGCGAUGUGGUGAAGGAAUUCGAAAGGAAGUAUGGGGAUUCGCUGGGGUUGGAGAAGUGGGGUGGGGGAGAAUUAGACGGCAAAGAUGGUGGGGGUUGGAGGGCGUGUUGGAGGCAGCGGAAGGUUGAGCAUAGUCGGAAGCAGGUGGCGCCGAUGCUGAGAGAGGUCAUGAGGGAAUCCGCGAGGCUCUGA